Molecule: messenger RNA, 1178 nt
Organism: Dicrocoelium dendriticum
Lineage: Eukaryota; Metazoa; Platyhelminthes; Trematoda; Plagiorchiida; Dicrocoeliidae
Source: the annotation of a GenBank genome assembly
AUGGUACAGUUAUCACUGAACGGCAUAUUAUCACCCUAUGGAGAACAAGGUGACCCCAGCUAUGACUUCUCAAGCUUAUGCUACCGAUAUGCGCAAUCUGUCAAUAAGUACUCCGGCGAUUUAUCCUACGUGCCACCGGUUCUUCGAUGUCUGCCACCCGAAUUUGCCGCGGAGACGUUUCGGAAUCCGAGCGUGCUUGUUCAACCCUGCCUAAGCGCAGCUGAGGCCUGUCUUCGAAAUAGUCUAAAUCUGGACGCCGGGCCGGAAAACCGACGCACCACCGCAAUCUCACGUCCCAAUGUCCAGAACGGAGAUGUGGUAAUGCACACGGAUGCGCGGACCCACAAAGCGUCCCAGCUGGCUCAUGUAUUGCCCCCCAACUACGCUAGUCUCCUUGCGUUCAAAAGCCUGCUCGUGCAUUUGCCCAACUUGGUACGCAAAGGGAGCAUGCAUCUAGCUCAGUUUACGAACGCCCGUCAGAGUAUCCGGGACUCCACCGAUUGCCCCGCUGCUGAUGCUCCAACUAACAGAACCGCACGCUCUGUGAUGCACUAUUCGCAGAAUGUCACUGAGACUGUUCUCUCACCCAGCUAUUGCCGCUUCUUGUCCGUGGGAUUGUGCAUGCUGUUGUGGCCCGCCCUACUGAGCACAAUUCCUGCACACAGGUUUGUCGAAUCGGGGAAGCGGUGCUGGACGGAGGCACUAUCCGAGUUGCCUCAAGAGAUUCGUGAGUAUAAACCAUUGACUGUAGUUCCGAAAAGACAAAAGCUGGCCACUUCCGACUCCGAAGAUGAACUUCCCGAACUCCACUCCCAAUUGGUUACGCCCCCACCAUCUCCUCCUUCGCCGGAACAGACAGAAAUGGCUUCCACUUCUAACGCGCCCAUCGGCAGCCUAAAGCUGAAAAGAGAACGUAUUAAACGUAGACGGCAAGCUCGUAUUAUCCAGUCUGCCACAAUUGGAUUCAAGUUACCGGUCUCAAAUGGUGAAACUCUUUAUGUGAAAGUUCCAACUGCUGUAAAAACCCUUUACGCCUGUGGUUUCCAGCCGGAGUCCAUGUUGCAUAUUUCCCAGUGAGACGGACUGCAAAUGCAUGAUUAUACCGCUUCACACCUAAUUUUGUACUUCAAUUAUAUCAUAUAUACAGAUGUAUAUAUAUGUAAACGCAUAAUAAGUAA